AUGGUGAUGGUGCCAAAAAGAACAAGGUGGAUGUGUCCGAUAACAAGGGAAGAGGUAGAUCCACUAGCAAAAGUGGAGUCAGACACCCUCAAGGUGUUGAAAAGGAAACCAUACCUUCCAUAUAACAUGUCAAUGUUAUUUUGGAACUGCUGGGGUGGUAUUUUGCUGAUAUGGAACCCCGUUAGGGUUAAUGUCCAUAUUGUCAAUGAAAAUGCCCAAGGAGUUCACUGCCUGGUGGAGCUAAUUCAAAUUUCAAAUACAGUUAAUGUACCAUGGGUUAUGCUAGGAAACUUUAAUAAAGUUAUAUCCCAAUCUGAAAAGUUAGGGGGAAGAUUGAUUAACAGAUGCCAUAGUCAGUUAUUUGCAAAUACUAUGGAUGCCUGCAAUUUGUUAGACCUAGGGUUCGACGGGCCUAAGUACACUUGGACAAACCGUAGAGACAACCCUUUGCCUCCUCUUGGCAAUAAACCGUUUCGUUUCGAGCCAAUGUGGCUCAUGGAACCAUCAUUCGAAGGUGUAGUAAGGGGUGCUUGGGGUAGAGUCUGUGAGAAUCUAGGAACUAAACUAAACCAAGUAGGAGAGGAGAUUUUAGAUUGGAAUCACAAUGAGUUUGGAAAUCUUUAUAAAAGGAAAAAACAUGUGCUAGCUAGGUUAAAAGGAACCAAAAAUAGCCUCCAAAAACAUCCAAACUCCCCCUUUCUGUUUAACCUGGAAAGGUCCCUGCAAAACGACCUUCUAAAUAUCCUGGUCCAGGAAGAAUGCUUGUGGCGUAUGAAGAGUAGAAUAGAAUGGCUCUCCAAAGGUGAACGUAACACUGCAUUUUUUCAUAAAUUCGUUGUUAUUGGUAGACAAAACAAUAGGAUUAGAUCUUUGAACAACAGUGUGGGCCAAGUGUUUACUACCCAAGGGGAGAUUAGGGAUCUAGUUCAUUCUUUCUUCACUGAUCUAUAUUCUUCUAAUCAGCCGCCGAUGAAUCCAAAUUUCCACACUUCGACAUUAUAA
Messenger RNA from Spinacia oleracea (spinach), 1002 nucleotides. RefSeq lists its product as uncharacterized. The coding region runs from base 1 to 1002 and encodes 333 amino acids. Lineage: Eukaryota; Viridiplantae; Streptophyta; Magnoliopsida; Caryophyllales; Amaranthaceae. The record is from RefSeq and is a predicted model, not a curated record. The transcript is spliced from 4 exons.